AUGGCAUACAGUGAACAAAUAAAGAAGAAUGUCAAAGUGCUCUGCUACAUAGAGGUCAAUGAGCUCGCUGCGAACCGUGAGGAAUGGAAUGACUACAAUCUGAGGUGGAACGACAGCGACUAUGGGGGUGUCAAGGACCUACGUAUCACUCCCAACAAGCUGUGGAAGCCGGAUGUGCUCAUGUACAAUAGUGCUGACGAAGGUUUUGACGGGACAUACCAGACCAACGUGGUGGUCAGAAACAACGGCAGUUGCCUGUACGUGCCCCCGGGCAUAUUCAAGAGCACAUGCAAGAUAGACAUCACGUGGUUCCCCUUCGACGAUCAACACUGUGACAUGAAGUUUGGUAGCUGGACGUACGAUGGCAACCAGUUGGAUCUGGUGUUAAAAGACGAAGCUGGCGGUGACUUGUCGGAUUUCAUCACGAAUGGAGAAUGGUAUUUAAUAGGCAUGCCAGGCAAAAAGAACACAAUAACUUACGCGUGUUGCCCAGAGCCCUACGUCGAUGUCACAUUUACCAUCAUGAUUCGAAGACGGACGUUGUACUACUUCUUCAACCUGAUCGUUCCCUGUGUAUUGAUCUCUUCCAUGGCUCUGCUUGGAUUCACACUGCCUCCCGAUUCUGGGGAAAAACUUACACUCGGAGUCACUAUUCUUCUAUCGCUGACGGUGUUCCUCAACCUGGUAGCUGAGACCCUGCCGCAGGUCUCCGAUGCUAUCCCCCUGUUAGGUGUAACAAUUCUCCUGUCGCAAACAGUUUUCUCUCUAUUGGUGGGGCACGUCAUCACAAAAACCUCAGAGGCGAUCCCCCUAAUAGGGACUUACUUCAAUUGCAUCAUGUUCAUGGUGGCAUCUUCCGUAGUGCUGACGGUGGUGGUAUUAAACUAUCAUCAUCGAACCGCUGACAUUCAUGAAAUGCCACAAUGGAUAAAAUCCGUGUUCCUUCAAUGGCUGCCGUGGAUUCUCCGCAUGUCACGGCCGGGGAAGAAAAUAACGCGCAAAACGAUAAUGAUGACGCAGCGUAUGCGCGAGUUGGAGCUCAAGGAGCGGUCGUCAAAAUCGCUUUUGGCGAACGUGUUGGAUCUUGAAGAUGAUUACCGACACGGGCCGCCACAGCCAAAUAGUACUGCCUCUACAGGGAAUUUGGGACCCGGGUGUUCGAUAUUCCGCACGGACUUCCGAAGGUCGUUCGUGAGGCCCUCCACGAUGGAGGACGUUGGAGGGCUCGGAGGGCAUCACAGAGAGUUGCACCUCAUCCUCCGGGAACUCCAGUUCAUCACCGCCAGGAUGAAAAAGGCUGAUGAAGAAGCAGAGCUAAUCAGUGAUUGGAAAUUUGCAGCCAUGGUUGUUGACAGGUUUUGCCUGUUCGUGUUCACUCUAUUUACAAUCAUCGCGACGGUGGCAGUGCUGCUCUCCGCGCCGCAUAUCAUCGUGCAGUGAGGUCCCGGGUUCGAAUCCCGUUAACGAGAGAACUAAUAUUAGACUCGAGAUAGCGUAAUUAUGUAUAAAUACUGUAUCUAAAAUAAACCCGGUGGAUAUAGGUUCGUGUAAAGGUGACUGCUUAUUGAUCAACAUGAUAUUAUUAGCAUUUGUUGAUGCCUUUGUAAAAUUGCCGAUUUUGCGACGCCUUCACAGUCACUAAGUACUCCAGGUCGCAUACAAUUUUAUACAAUAUAAUCGCAUAGGUAGAAUUCUUAAACUGAUGCCAUCAUCAGAAGUGCAUUCAGCUUCUUAGUUCCAUAAAAAUUCGACUUCGAUUUUCAAAAACAGACACAUUUAAAUUAAAUGAAAUUAAUGAUCCUGAUUUAAAUUUAUGAAGUAAAGUUUUCAUUAUUUAUUAAGGUCCCUGUUAAUAAGCAACUUUAAAGUCCAGUGUUAAAUACGUAACAGCUGAGGCGUUGCUCAAACCUCAAGGUGCAUCUCAAGCUUAUUGUAAUAAUAGAUAUAAUCAUCGGCAUCUUGGAUGAUACCAUCUCAAGGAACCA
Messenger RNA from Hyposmocoma kahamanoa, 1985 nucleotides. It is a transcript of the gene nAChRalpha6, whose product is annotated as acetylcholine receptor subunit alpha-type acr-16. Gene Ontology annotation, biological process: chemical synaptic transmission; signal transduction; nervous system process. The record is from RefSeq and is a predicted model, not a curated record. Gene Ontology annotation, cellular component: neuron projection; postsynaptic membrane; synapse. Bases 1 to 1440 code for a protein of 479 amino acids. Lineage: Eukaryota; Metazoa; Arthropoda; Insecta; Lepidoptera; Cosmopterigidae. Gene Ontology annotation, molecular function: acetylcholine-gated monoatomic cation-selective channel activity; transmembrane signaling receptor activity. The transcript is spliced from 11 exons.